ACCUGACCCAUCUACCACCUCAAGCCCAAAGAAAACUAUUCGACGACACCGAGAAACCAACAACUAAUCUGAAGAGACUUUCACGACCCAGCUCGUCGUCAUCGAUUACACCGAAGUUUCUUCUUCUCACUCAUUUAAUUGUUACAAAUUAUGUUUUUUCUCUUCAGUCUUUCUCUCCCUGUAAUUUCUAUAUGUGAAAGUUGAUAUCAAAGAUUUCGAAUUUGAUCAAAUGGGUUCUGCUUCUGCUGCUGCAAAUACGGCGUCUUUGAUUACUGUCGUCCCUGUUUCUUCGACAAAGUUGGAUAUCCAUGACAAAUUUUCAUAUGGGUUUCAUCUCAGGCGUGGUGGGUCGAUCGCCAAAUUUACUGCCGCCAUCUCUCCCAACGGCUCUGUUUCUCCUUCUUCUUCACAUGGGGCUGGGUGCUCAGCUGGAGAUGCGGAUAAACAAAGAAGUAGUCUUGAAUCUCUGUUUUGUUAUGAUAAGUCUGUACCGGAAGAGAGAAUCGAGAAGCCUAUCGGGAUAUCUUUGCCUGAGAAAAUCAUUGGAAACAAUCCCCGAUGCUUUGACUGUGAAGCUAAAGGCGCAGUCCUUUGCACCACUUGUUCUGGUUCAGGCCUGUAUGUUGAUUCAGUACUGGAGAGCCAGGGUAUUCUUGUCACAUUCGCUGCCUCGGUUGUGGGGGAAGUGGCAAGAUUAUGUGUUCAGAAUGUGGUGGGCGCGGGCAUCUAGGAUGACCAAACCGGUUCGCUUAUCUUCCUUGAAUUUGCUGUAUGUGCAAGUAACUUGUAUUAUAGCCAUGAUGCUUUCUCGAAUUUUUUGUGGCUGAUUCCACGAUGAGUUUACGUUAAGUGUAACAGUAAUGCAUCUGAUUCAUUUACUCUUA
Molecule: messenger RNA, 884 nt
Organism: Malus domestica (apple)
Lineage: Eukaryota; Viridiplantae; Streptophyta; Magnoliopsida; Rosales; Rosaceae
Source: RefSeq, a predicted model, not a curated record